ACCUCUCUGACAUUUCUGAGAAAGACAAGUGAGUUACAUGAAGGCAGGUUGAAUGUAUGGACUCUCACACGCUGAAGAAUGAGCCUCCGAGACUUUCCUCUACACCUCAUGGAAACUUUGAAAUGCUGGAGAUCACUUCGUAAAUACAUUGUUGUGUUUAUGUUCCUUAUAACGGUCAGCAAAGGGUCAGCAUGUGAGGCUCCUUCCAGUCCCGAGUGCUUCAGAAGAACCGCUGACAACUUUUUUUACAUUUGUGAAUGGAGCAUGAAUACGACUGAGAGAAAUGUGACAUUUUGGAUUUACUUUAAUAAAACAAAGUACGAGACCUUGGAGAAGACGUAUGGCAUCAUUGACGAAUUGCUCCCGAUCAAAACUCGUGCUUAUCACGUUUGGGUGGAAGCUCGAGCAGGAAACUCGAGCUGCAUGUCGACCAAGAGGUCUGUGGUAUUCCGUGACACAGUUAAGUAUGAAGCACCACAAAAUAUGUCCAUGUCCUGGAUUAAAAACAACCUCAACUUGACAUGGAUAGCUGCAGAGAUGUAUCCAGCUUUAGCCGAGAUCCGAUUCAGACGCAACGAACACCCCACAGAAUCAUGGGGAAAACUACAGAGAACAACAAAUACCACCAGUAAACCUUCAAUGUAUAUUAUUGUUGGUAAUCUGUUGAAGGAUUCAGUUUACCAGGUUCAAAUCAGACAUCGGUCCACUCAGGCCCUCAAACCACUGUGGAGCGACUGGUCUCCAGUUGUGACUGUUCCUGCAGCGCUUGAGCAAAAACCUGAAGUCACCAUUACGACAAGGAUUUUAGGUGGGACUCGAAAGGUAACGCUAACGUGGAAGCCGAUGCCACAUGCAGCUGCAGUCACAGGAGUGAGUUACUUCCUGAAUGACACACAGUCCUCUCACGGAUGUCCUUGCAAGAAAAAAGGACAUCGCAUCAACACGAGUGAACACACUACUACUGUCUCGUUAUCUGCCGUCAACAUCACUGUAAUCGCCACAAACUCAGCGGGGGAUUCUCCACCAGCAAUCAUUCAAGUACCGGCUGAACCUGCUGCAGAUUUAAAAAUUUGUGACAAGACGUUGCUGGAUGAAAAAUUAAAUAGAUCUUGCCUUGAGUUGUACGAGCUUCAAGAUGGAGAUUCAAGGCCAGACAAUGUGAUCACCUUAACGGCAAAGACGAAAAAGAAGAAGCAGAUAAAAAUGAACAUAAAAGACUAUGUCCGCUACCUUUACUUUGAACACAGAUGUGAAGGCGGUUGGAAUCCAAAGACAGUUAAAAUGUGCAUCUUUUAUCAAAAAGAGGGAGUUCCACUCAGAGAACCUCAGGACUUUAUUGCUUCUAGUGAUACACACACUGCUGACUUGUCUUGGAAAGGGAUUCCCUCUGUGGACCAGAGAGGUUUCCUCACACACUACAUCCUCAAAGUCAGCUCACAGGAUGAGCUGAAAGAGUGCCGUAACAUAUCAGCCUCUCUGCUAAAGUACCGUCUGGAAAACUUGACACCGGGAACGAAAUACAACAUCAGCCUAGUUGGAGUUACACGUGUGGGAGAAGGACCUGAAGCCACAGUAAACAUCAUCACAUUCCCUGAGAAGCCUGUGAAUGUGUGGUGGAGUCUGGGCUUGCUGUUUCUGUUCUUUUUCCUCACAAUAAUGUGCACCUGCAUCUUGAAGAGAAUCCAAAACAAGAUCUUCCCUCCAGUGCCAACACCCGUUAUUCCAGAUUUAAUCCCGUAUCAACCAGAGAGUCAGGAGUUUCUGGAGGGAAAGGAGGAGGUGCACAAGCUGACGCUGCACCAGCAUCCAGAGGACAAGUCUGUCCCUGAGGACGCAGAGGAGACCAUCAUGAGAGAGUGGGAUGAAGGCACUGACGAGGACCUGGACGACAGGGUUGAUUCAAGGAUGUCAGAAGGAACCAGUGAUGAGGCACUGAGGAGCUCCAGAGAAGGAGAAAUUACUGAUCUCGAACAAGUGGACAACAAGAUCGCCAUGCUGAUAUACAGGAAUGGUUUGGUCUUCGAUGCGAAGACGGACUCGCCUUAAAAUAGAUUUAAAUAAGGGUUCAACUGCCUCACAGCACACAAUCUUGUUACAACUAUCUCAUUUUUUUAACAUGUCUUUUUCUUUUUUUUAUAAUGUUGGAUGAAAGGAGACUUGUAGAAUAAUUUACUUCAGAGGAAAAUAUUUGUUUAAUGUUCAUGUAAGUUGAAUUUUGCCAGUGAAUUUUCUUUACCUAAGCAUGCCAGUAUAUGAAAGCAGGAGGGUUUAUCGCUCACAGUGUUGUCAAUAAACCUUUUUCUAACUGUUGAUUUUAGAAUGUUAUUUGUUUUUUUUCUUAUUUAGGUCUUAGACAAAAUGUUGACAUGAAAUUUUAUUCAGACAUUUAUGGUCCCUAGAGGAUGAAUCCCAAGGACUUUAAUCGUUUUCUUUUCACAACCAGAAGGUCGAAGUUUGACUUGCACUGUGGAGUAUUUUGAUAUUCAUGAAUUGGCACAACAUUUUGUACAGACAUUCAUGGCUCCCAGACGAUGAAUCCAAAUAACUUUGGUCCUUUGACUUUAAUGUAGUGUCACCAACAGCUAAACACUUUGGAUUGUGAGUGAAUUAUCUCAACUAUUUGGUUGAAAAAUAAAAAAUGUAAAACUUUUUUAAAUUAAUUUAUGGUCCUCGGAGGAAGAAACCUGUGGACUUUGGUGAUUCCUAAAAAUGCCAUCAUCAGGUCAAAAUGUCUAUUUGUCCAACACUGCUCAUGACCAAACAGCUUCAAAACUAAUGACCAUCAGCUCAGCUGCACUUGCACUGGCAUGUUUGCAAAUGUUCACAUUCAUUUCUCAUGCAGUAACUGGAAUUAUGUAAGGAUUUAUUAUUUAAGCCAAGGACUGGAUUUUAAAUCAAAGAGCAGAAGUACAUGAACUGAACAAUACUCUAAUGGCAACAUAGCAGUGUCUCAAACUUUUUAACAGUUUUUGACCACCUUUAGUUCACAAUGACUGCAAACAUCACACAACUUUUAAAAUCUUUUUUUUAAACGAUAAACAUGACAGCCUCACAGAGCUACAGUCACUGUAGACUCUUGCUCUUGUUAGCAGCUUGCAGCUAGAUCAAACGUAAUGAAAGUCAAUAGA
This is a messenger RNA of Anarrhichthys ocellatus (wolf-eel), 3128 nucleotides long. RefSeq names its product interleukin 12 receptor subunit beta 1 (gene il12rb1). The record is from RefSeq and is a predicted model, not a curated record. Bases 79 to 2046 code for a protein of 655 amino acids. The transcript has 15 exons. NCBI's taxonomy places the organism in Eukaryota, Metazoa, Chordata, Actinopteri, Perciformes, Anarhichadidae. Gene Ontology annotation, molecular function: protein binding.